UCUCUUGCAAGGGCGUGGGUGGGGAGGUGGGGUGAGGAUAGGCCGAUUACAGCGAUUACACCAGUUGAGCCUUUUUUUUUUUUUCUUUUUCAGAAACCUAGCAGGAGAAUCAGAAAUUCCCCACUCUUUUAGGAUUUUUCAGCUCUCUCCUGAGUCCUUAGAAAACUGCUCUAGGAGCCCCUCGGAUGGCGUCCUGGAGAGCAGUCUCCAAGGCCUGGCUUGAACCUGUCCCAGGUCUGAGAAAUUUUUACACGGCGACUUCAUACCGGUGGUUCUGGUUUUUCAAGCAUGUAGAGAUCAGAGGGAACCUUGGACCCAUCCCUCCCACAUCAUCUUCAAUACACGCUUUAAUUUUAUUCAGAGAGUUUAGACCGAGCCAAGAUCCUGAGUACAGGCCUUGGGUCUCCGGCAAGAAAUCCUGCAAACUUAUUUAACUGCUAAGUAAAAUCCCUGACGGAUAAAGGCCAUCCCGGGGCGCUCCGGCGCGCGCAGGGGUCACGGGUAGGCCGAGUGUUGCCAGCGCCAGCAGCGCGGAGGAAGUCUGGCUGCAGUGGCAGGGUCUGUGUCGCCAGCAGCCCGCAGCAGAUCAUUGGGGUUGCUCAGGAUUUCAGACUGGUGGAAAUCCUGUGGUGAGUCCUUGAAGCCUACGGGGGGGCUCCACGCCCAUAGAAGGUGGGAGCAUGCCGGGGCUAUGGAGGCAGAGGCUUCCUUCGGCUUGGGCUUUGCUUCUCCUGCCUUUCCUGCCGCUGCUGUUGCCCGCAGCCCCCGCACCCCACCACGGGUCCUACAAGCCUGUGAUCGUGGUGCAUGGGCUCUUUGACAGUUCAUACAGCUUCCGCCACCUGCUGGACUACAUCAAUGAGACACACCCCGGGACUGUGGUGACAGUGCUUGAUCUCUUCGAUGGCAGAGAGAGCUUGCGACCCCUGUGGGAACAGGUUCAAGGGUUCCGAGAGGCUGUGGUCCCCAUCAUGGAAAAGGCCCCUGAGGGGGUGCACCUCAUCUGCUACUCCCAGGGAGGCCUGGUGUGCCGCGCAUUGCUGUCUGUCAUGGAUGAGCACAAUGUGGAUUCCUUCAUCUCCCUCUCCUCUCCACAGAUGGGACAGUAUGGAGACACGGACUAUUUGAAGUGGCUGUUCCCUACGUCCAUGCGGUCUAACCUCUAUCGGAUCUGCUAUAGCCCCUGGGGCCAGGAAUUUUCCAUUUGCAACUACUGGCACGACCCUCACCACGAUGACUUGUACCUCAACGCCAGCAGCUUUCUGGCCCUCAUCAAUGGGGAGAGAGACCAUCCGAAUGCCACUGCGUGGCGGAAGAACUUCCUUCGUGUGGGCCGUCUGGUGCUGAUUGGGGGUCCGGACGAUGGAGUCAUCACUCCCUGGCAAUCUAGCUUCUUUGGUUUCUAUGAUGCCAACGAGACGGUCUUGGAGAUGGAGGAACAGCCGGUGUAUCUUCGAGACUCUUUUGGGUUGAAGACUCUCUUGGCCCGGGGGGCCAUAGUGAGAUGCCCCAUGGCUGGGAUCUCUCACACCACCUGGCACUCCAAUCGCACGCUCUACGACGCCUGCAUUGAGCCCUGGCUCUCCUGAAGAUGUCCUCAGGGCUCUCCAGGAAUUUCCCAGCCCAGAGAUCAAGUGGUGGCCUUCUGGCGUGCCUGUGCCUGUGACCACCUCGUCGCUCCCACACUGCCCCCCGCCCCCCACCAGGGCUCCCAAACCCUCCCCUCUGCUCCUCUGUGAAUGACAAGUCCUGGUCCCCUACCUCAUGUCCUCACUUGGGGACGUCUCCAUGCUCUCCCUUUCUGCCACGGCUGAGGUUGGGAAGCAAGCACCAGGUUUUUAACUGUGGCUUCACCGCUGCUGCUGUUGCUUCUCCGGGUCUGGCUGUACCGGAGGAGAACCCAGCCCCUGCCCACCUCAGGGGUCUUCCAGGCCACUCAGGACAUUUUUAGCUUGUUAUUCCCAUGCCCCUCUUCUCUGUCCCUGUGGCCAGCCUCCCCACCGAGAGGGGCGCCCGUACAAGGGGGUUCUGAGGCUCCCCUAUGGGGACAGUUCCACUUUUGAAGUGUCAGUGUUGGGGAAUAUCUGUGGCCUGCAAGGCCCAUCUCAGGUUUGGGGAUCCCCCAGUCCCUAUGAUCAGUGUUGGGGUAUCCCCUGGGAGCCUAGGUUCUUUGAGGCCCCAGCCCCUCUUUUAACCACCUUUGAGUGGGUGGUCCCCGUAUUUAUAGAAAUAAAAGUUCCAUUUCCUCAA
Molecule: messenger RNA, 2250 nt
Organism: Rattus rattus (black rat)
Lineage: Eukaryota; Metazoa; Chordata; Mammalia; Rodentia; Muridae
Gene: Ppt2
Product: palmitoyl-protein thioesterase 2
Exons: 9
Coding region: 681-1589 (302 amino acids)
Cellular component (GO): lysosome
Molecular function (GO): palmitoyl hydrolase activity; thiolester hydrolase activity
Source: RefSeq, a predicted model, not a curated record